UUGGCUAACCCUACUUCAAUUCUCUCUCAACAUCCCAGCCUAAAACGGCUGCCCUUGUACCCCUGCAAUUACUCGCUCUUCCCCUCCUUUGCCCUUCCCCUUUCACAGUUUUCCCCCUUAACCCAAACCCCGCCAACUCUUAAACCCUUCUCUCUCUUUCAAAUUUCUCAAUACCCUGUCUGCCCUGCCUUCUUCUCCAAUUUUAAUUCACAUGUUCUCUUGAAGACUUAUCUUCCGGGACAGGUCCUGUUUGAGACCAAAACACUCUCAGAUUAGAGCUUCCUUUGGGUGUUAGUUGAGAUUUUGCUUGGAUUUGUGAAGGGUUUGUGGGCUAUCAGUUGUUUUAAGUUAUGGCGAAGCAUGAGUUGGUGAUUAGGCCAAAUCAAGAUUUCUCCUUGCGGCAAAAUCAAUGUGUGGGAAUAGGGCAUAAUGCCAGCUUUGUUCUGGGUAGUAGUCAUGACUUGUUACGUGCAGAACAGAUCCGUGAUUAUGAUUUGCUUAUCGGGCCUUCUCCUGAUCAUGAGUUAGGUUCAGGACAUCAUAUUCAUGAAUUGGCAACUGGUCAGGUACAAGCAAAUGAUCUAGCUCUGCAACAUGAUGAUCUUCAUAAGUUUGAAGAGAAUGGAUUGAAUAUGGAUCAAAUAAACUACCCUGAUGCUAAGGAAGACCAUACCAAUGUUGAGGAACAUGAUCAUCAACUCCCUGUUGUUGCUCAGAAUCAUGAGUUUGGUUUGCGGGAUAAUAAUCAAUUGACUCUUGUGGAGAACCAGGAUCUUCAGUACAACUUAAGUUCAGAUAUGCAGCAAAAUCAGGAGAUGAGUGUUCUAUCCGCAUCAGACAUGUGUUCUCAACAGCAACAGCUGGUAGUUGGUGCUCCUGUGCUUCAAUCCCGUCCCUUGUUUCCAGUGCCUAACUAUGAAUUAACUGUUGGAAAAGAGUUUUCUGAUGUCCAGAGCUGUAGGAGGGCUCUCAGAGAUGCAGCCAUUGCUCUUCGCUUUGAGAUGCAAACAAUAAAGUCUGACAAGACUCGUUUUACUGCCAAAUGUGCAAGUGAGGGAUGCCCUUGGAGAAUUUAUGCUGCAAAACUUCCCGGUGUUCCUACUUUUACCAUUAGGACCAUCCAUGAUGAACAUACUUGUGGAGGGAUUACCCACCUUGGUCAUCAACAAGCCUCAGUUCAGUGGGUUGCAGAUGCUGUAGCAGAACGUCUGAAGCAAAAUCCUCAUUAUAAACCCAAAGAGAUAUUGGAAGAGAUUCACCGUGUUCAUGGGAUCACUUUGUCAUACAAGCAAGCAUGGAGGGGUAAGGAACGCAUCAUGGCUGCUGUGCGUGGCUCUUUUGAGGAAGAUUAUCGUCUCCUUCCACAGUAUUGUGAUAUGAUCAGAGAAACAAAUCCAGGAAGUAUUGCCCUGGUAUAUGGGGAUCCUACCGAAAACCAUUUUCAACGCCUUUUCAUUUCAUUUCAAGCAUCCAUCUAUGGUUUUCUGAAUGCAUGCCGACCUCUUAUUGGACUUGAUAAUACUAGAUUGAAAAGCAAGUACUUGGGGACCUUGCUUUUUGCCUGCGGUUUUGACGGAGAUGGUGCUGUGUUCCCUCUUGCAUUUGGUGUGGUCGAUGAGGAAAAUGAUGCCAACUGGAUGUGGUUCCUCUCUGAGUUGCAUUACCUGCUCGAGAUUAAUGCAGAGAACAUGCCAAGACUUACCAUCUUAUCAGAUCGACAGAAGGGUAUUGUAGAUGCUGUAGAAGCGAACUUCCCAACAGCUUUUCAUGGGUUCUGCAUGCAUCAUCUCAUUGACAGUUUCCAAAAGGAGUUCAACAGUUCUGUUCUUAUCAACCUUUUCUGGGAAGCUGCUUUUGCGCUCACUGGCCUUGAUUUUGAAAAAAAAAUCAUUGAGAUUCAAGAAAUCUCUCCUGAAGCUGCUACUUGGAUUCGAAAUACUCCUCCGCGCUUUUGGGCCACAGCACAUUUUGAAGGGACAAGGCUGGGACACCUGACGGCUAACAUAGUGGAAUGUUUGAAUUCUUGGAUAGCAGAAGCCUCUGGCCUUCCAAUAAUUCAAAUGAUGGAGUGUAUCCGACGGCAACUGAUGACUUGUUUUAAUGAGCGGCGUGAAACAAGCAUGCAGUGGACAGGCAUUCUUGUUCCUCCUGCGGAAAGGCUUGUAUUGGAGGCUGUUGAGCGUGCACGUACUUACCAAGUGUUCAAAGCAAACGAGGCCCAAUUUGAAGUUGAAUCGCAUAAUGAAGGGGCAUUUGGAGUAGAUAUUCGUUCCCGUAGCUGUUAUUGUCGUGGAUGGCAGCUACGUGGGCUCCCCUGUGCUCAUGCUGCGGCUGCUCUCCUCUCUUGUAGACAAAAUGUGCGUAGGUUCACCGAAAGUUAUUUCACAGUGGCAAGUUACCGUAAGGCAUACUCCCAGACAAUACACCCAGUCCCUGAUAAAGCCCUCUGGAAAGAGAUGUCUGAGCAAUUUCUAAAGGAAGGGGAGAAAGACGUUGAGUUCCUCUUAAAGCCACCCAAGUCGCUUCAGCCGCCAGGGAGACCUAGGAAGAGGCGAGCUCGUGCAGAGAAUGCUGGUCGGGCAAAACGGGUGGUGCGUUGCAGUCGCUGCAAUCAAGCCGGGCAUUUCAGGAGUACAUGUACAGCACCUAUGUAGAUAUUUCAGGUCUUUUUCACUGUGCAGACGGAAAAAAUAGUUUUCUUCUUUCAAAUUUUUUUUAGAGCUGCUAUUGUUAGCGCUACACUUUAGGAGACACAGAUAAGAGUUCGUGUUCAUAGGUUUUCUUUGGACAAGUGAAUAGCUUAGUAAGUUUUAUAUGGAUAAUUAUAGGUGUAGCUCCUUGUUUCAGGUUUUCAAUCCUUUUAGU
Molecule: messenger RNA, 2865 nt
Organism: Theobroma umbraticum
Lineage: Eukaryota; Viridiplantae; Streptophyta; Magnoliopsida; Malvales; Malvaceae
Gene: MUG3
Product: MuDR family transposase
Molecular function (GO): zinc ion binding
Source: RefSeq, a predicted model, not a curated record